Messenger RNA from Clupea harengus (Atlantic herring), 2028 nucleotides. It is a transcript of the gene cntfr, whose product is annotated as ciliary neurotrophic factor receptor. Gene Ontology annotation, molecular function: protein binding; cytokine receptor activity. NCBI's taxonomy places the organism in Eukaryota, Metazoa, Chordata, Actinopteri, Clupeiformes, Clupeidae. Bases 1 to 1233 code for a protein of 410 amino acids. Gene Ontology annotation, cellular component: membrane. The record is from RefSeq and is a predicted model, not a curated record. The transcript has 10 exons.
AUGGGCCUGUACUCAAACACACACCAGUACUCCUCCUACUCCCUGGGCCUGUACUCAAACACACACCAGUACUACUCCUACUCCCUGGGCCUGUACUCAAACACACACCAGUACUACUCCUACUCCCUGGGCCUGUACUCAAACACACAACAGUACUACUCCUACUCCCUGGGCCUGGCUUUAGUGUCACGUGGCAGUGUGGCAGAGUGGCAGAGUGGCAGUGUGGCAGAGUGGCAGAGUGGCAGUGUGGCAGUGUGGGCUUUAGUGUCACGUGGCAGUGUGGCAGAGUGGCAGUGUGGCAGUGUGGCAGGCUUUAGCGUGCCACAGUCUGCCCGUCGCUAUGCUAAGUCCAUCUGCCUGUCUAAUCGUGUGCAGCCACAGGCCCCGCACCGCUCCUCUCACAGUGAUCCUCCGCUCCCGGCCACAGGCCUCGCACCACCCCUCCCUCAGCGCCCCUCAUCCAGUGUGGAGGAGCAGGGAGGUGCUGCUGAGCAGCUGCUGAGAGUGGGAUGGGGGAGCAGCAGUCCAGUUUCUCCUCUCCUCCUCACUCUAACACACACAUUCUCUUUCCUCUCCUCUAGACACAACCAGAGGGUUCUGCCGGUGGAGAAGGACCCGGUCCAUAAGAACCGGUGUCACGUGAGGUUCCCCGAGCUCUUCUCCUCCUUCCCCUACCGGGUCAACGUGACGGCCAUCAACGCCCUGGGCAGCACACACACAGUCCUGUCCUUCGAGGAGAUCUCAAUAGUCAAACCUGACCCCCCAGAGAGAGUGGUGGUGACCCCCAUCCCCGACAGGGUGCGGCACCUGGAGGUGACCUGGAACAACCCGUCCACGUGGCCCGACGUGGAGACGUUCCCCCUGAAGUACUUCCUGCGCUACCGGCCCCUGAUCCGGGACGACUGGCAACACAUGGAGCUGACGGACACCACCCGACACACCAUCCUGGACGCCUACGCGGGGAAGGAGUACAUCAUCCAGCUGGCGGCCAAGGACAUGGAGAUCGGCACCUGGAGCGACUGGAGCGUGGCCGUGCACGCCACGCCCUGGAUGGAGGAACCCAGCGUCCCCAUCACCUCCACCACCGAGGCCGAGGUCAUCAUGGACACAGAAACCAUCCCCUCAACUGCCCCGCCCUCAGCCAAGACUGAGUCUCGAUUGGCCUCCGGAGUCUCCGCCCUUAUCUCAUCAUCCCACCUGCUUCUAGCGUCUGUCCUGCUGUUUAUCAUGUGAUGUGUGUUUCAUUCCCGUGGAAGAAAUUAAAGGAGAAAAACCUUCUAUUUCUAUUUCUAUUUUGCACAUGUUAAUGGAUAUCGUGUUAAUUUGAUCAUUUAAUUCAAGUUUCUCACAAAUGAAAAAUAAAAAAGAUUAAAAAAUGAUGAAAUAAAGUGAAAACAAAACAACAACAACAACAACAACACAUCAAAGAACAACAACAACAACAAGAAGAACAACAACAACAACAAGAACAACAAGAAGAAGAACAACAAGAAGAACUAUGAGAACUAACAAUUAAAUCUGCUCAGACACAGAUCUAGAAGAACUUUAGAACUAACAAAAAAAUCUGCUUCCACGCAGGAACACACUCACACACACACACACACACACACACACACACACACACACACACACACACACACACACACACACAGGGAAUCUGAAGAUUUGGGGACGUGACUUAAAGACAUUUUCUGCCCAGCAGCACAACAACAACUUUUCAUUCAUUUCAUUUUUAAUUGAUGAUUUUUUUUUUGGAAUCCCUUGAAAAUUCAUCCUGCAGUUUGCCAACGUCGUUUCGGUCGCCAUCUUGUUGUCAGCAACAUACAGCUAACUCAUCAUGCCAAAGACUUGUUCUGGGAAAAGACGUGAAAAAAAAGAGAAGAAAGUUUUUCCUGCAAUCCCUAGCUUCCCGAAGCCUGUGUCUGUGCACACAUACACACACACACACACACUCACACACACACACACACACACAGCUCUUUCUGUCUGUGGACCGAUGACAUACAGUGAGCAGAAUAAUAAAAAUAA